GCGUGACGACAGCGCUCGUCCCCGGUGCGCAUGCGCGCCUUUCCCGGGGCGCACGCGAGCCGCUUUCUGCUUCCUUCGCACGCUUUCGUUGCUUUUCUGGUGUUGUUGUUGUUUUUAUUUCGUUCCGUCGGCGGCCUGCAAGGGCGUUCGUCGUGCUGGCAAACUUUGACGAUGUCGUCCGACUCCCUGAAACUCUCCAAAAACCUCUUACGCAUGAAAUUCAUGCAGAGGGGUUUGGACGCCGAGACCAAGAAGCAGCUGCGAGAAAACGAGAAAAGGAUCAUCAGUGACGAGCACUGGUACCUGGACCUGCCCGAGCAACACACGCGAGAGAACCCCAUCGUGGAGGAACGAAGUUUUGUUCCCUUCGAGGAACUCUUGUACGGCCGCAUGUCCUUCAAAGGCUUCAACCCGGAAGUGGAGAAGCUGAUGGCGCAGAUGAACCCUCGGCAGGACCGACGGGAGGACGAAGACGUCGAUGCCGGCCGCAUGCAGACGGACGUGACGGACGAAGAGAUGGCGCUCAGGUACGAGAGUUUAGUGGGAAGCCUGAAGAAGAAGUUUGCCCGCAAGCGAGAGCGAGGCGCCGUCGAAGACGACCUCCCCGAGGACGACGAGAAAAACCCAAAAAGGAAAAUGUGACACGUCAACUUUUUAAUUUGAAU
Messenger RNA from Syngnathoides biaculeatus (alligator pipefish), 665 nucleotides. It is a transcript of the gene mphosph6, whose product is annotated as M-phase phosphoprotein 6. NCBI's taxonomy places the organism in Eukaryota, Metazoa, Chordata, Actinopteri, Syngnathiformes, Syngnathidae. The record is from RefSeq and is a predicted model, not a curated record. The transcript has 5 exons. Bases 31 to 642 code for a protein of 203 amino acids. Gene Ontology annotation, biological process: maturation of 5.8S rRNA.